AUGCAAGCUGCCGCCUCCACCGCACCAGCGAUACUGGCCGCGGCUCGCCGCCACGCGCCGGCUCGGAAGAGGGGCUGUCGGCAGCGCAGCAGAGCGGCAUGCGUCGUCAUUCGAGCAGCACCAGGUCCCCUCUUCGACGUGACGGCCGCUCCCGGAGCCGGCCGUGUGGACUGGCACGCCGUCAAGAGCGACCUGCUCGACCUCUUCUCGCGCUCUCAGUCCGUCUGGCCGGCGGACUACGGCACCUACGCUCCCUUUUUUGUGCGCCUCGCUUGGCACAAUAGUGGCAGCUACCGCGUCGCCGAUGGGCGCGGCGGCGCCGAGGGCGGCCGGCAGCGCUUCGACCCUGAGCGCUCUUGGCAGGACAACACCAAUUUGGAUAAGGCGAGGAACCUGCUCGCCCCGCUCAAGCUCAAGCACGGCCCCGCGCUGUCCUGGGGCGACUUGUUCAUCCUCUCUGGCACCGUCGCGAUCGAGGCGAUGGGCGGGCCCGUCCUCGGCUUUUGCGGCGGCAGGAUCGAUGACCAGGACGGCUCCGACUCCCUCGCGCUCGGCCCUUCGCCCGAGCAGCGAGCCUUCCACCCGUGCCCCGUCAACGGCAACUGCACGCCGCCGCUCGGCGCGGUUGCCGUGGGCGAAACUAAGAGCCUGAUCUACGUCGACCCGGAGGGCCACAUGGGGGUGCCGGACCCGGUCCGGUCGGCGGCCGACGUGCGAUGGACCUUUGCGGGCAUGGCCAUGAACGACACAGAGACGGUUGCGCUCAUCGGCGGCGGGCACGCGUUUGGCAAGACGCACGGAGCGUGCCCUGCCGGCGCGGGCGCUCUCCCGCGCGACGACCCGGCCAACCCGUGGCCGGGCCUCUGCGGCUCUGGCCGCGCCGCCGACGCCUUCACCUCGGGCAUCGAGGGCCCGUGGACCACGCGGCCAACGCGGUGGGACAACGAGUACUUCCACAACGCGUUCGCCUCGAGCCCCGCGGCUCUCGACAGCGCCUUUGCGGCGGCCUGGUACAAGCUGGUGACGCGGGACAUGGGGCCGCACGCGCGCUGUGUCGGGCCAUGGGUGCCACCCCCGCAGCCUUUCCAGUUCCCGCUGCCCAAGCCGCCGCCGGAGCCGGUCGAUUAUGCGGAGGUCUGGGCAGCAUUGCACAAAGGCGCGGACCCGCUCCUGCCGGCUGCCGACGCGGCCGCGCUCGCGUACGGUUGCGCGGCCUCGUAUCGGUACACAGACAACCAGGGCGGCUGCGACGGCGCUCGCAUCCGCUUCUCCCCCGAGGUCGACUUUCCUGCGAACGCUGGCGCACUGGAGGCGAUUGGCAAGCUUCGCGGCGUCAAGAAGGCGUUCGGUGCGCGCCUCUCGUGGGCCGAUCUCAUCACCCUCGCGGGACACGCCGCCGUCGCGCCUCACUCGGGUCCGAUGCCGUUUUGCGGCGGCCGCACCGACGCAACCGACGGCGCGGGCUCGCGCUGGCUUCAGCCGCUGUCGGCGCCGUCGUCGGCCGCCUACUUCAAGGAGCACCCGACGGGCCUCACCGCCAGGGAGGUGCUCGCUGUGUGGGCGGCAGCAAGCCGCGCGGUGGCGGCGACGCGCCGGCCGCCGGCCGAUUUCUUCCGGUGGGUGGCCCUCGCUACGCCCACCGAGGUGGCAGAGAUGCCCGCCGAUCUGCGCGUGGUCCACGACGACGCGGAGCUGCGCGAGGCGGCCCUCGACUUCGCCUCCGACCCGGCCGCGCACAAGGCUCUGCUCGCGAAGGCGUGGCCGCGACUGAUGUCUCUUGGCCGAUUCGACGGCCCCGCCUCCAGCCCGUGCGACGACCCUGCGGCGACUCUGAUGCUUCCGCCGACCGACGCGCCCGCGCCGCGCGCCUCAUCCCACUAACUCCGACUGGCCGCAACUUUUGUGUGUAUUAGCGCGUCCAAGGCAGGCGUGGUACGCAUCUGACCUGGCUUGUUCGUGCGACUCUCCGAGACUCCCGUGGGUGUACAGUACAGCCUCUGUGUAUGCAGUAUGGUCACGCUGCGCGUCAUGGCCGUGAGCGGUGACCUGAGUCUUCUCCGGUCUCCGCCUUACCCUUACCGCCACCCGUGUAUACCACAGAGGGGCCACUUGGUUUAAAGUCUGCUCGGGAC
Emiliania huxleyi CCMP1516 is the source of this 2132-nucleotide messenger RNA. RefSeq names its product putative peroxidase/catalase. Gene Ontology annotation, molecular function: catalase activity; heme binding. The transcript has 5 exons. Gene Ontology annotation, cellular component: cytosol. The record is from RefSeq and is a predicted model, not a curated record. Gene Ontology annotation, biological process: hydrogen peroxide catabolic process; cellular response to hydrogen peroxide. Lineage: Eukaryota; Haptophyta; Isochrysidales; Noelaerhabdaceae. The coding region runs from base 1 to 1881 and encodes 626 amino acids.